AGAAAAAGUCUGCAUUUCGCCCCCUUUCGCUGAUCGCUGGGGCCUCACAAUCAAUCGGCUACUCCCCUCUCACGCGGCAGCGACCCCGGAGGCGACGUCGGCGGCAACGGCCGGCUUCUCGCCGCAAUGGCAUCAUCUUCGGACCCAUGGAUGAAAGAGUACACUGAAGCAUCUAAGCUUGUUGAUGAUAUAAGUUCCAUGAUUGCCGAUAGAAGUUCUCUUCCACAAUCAGGCCCCGAAAUUAUGCGCCACACAUCAGCCAUUCGGAGAAAAAUAACUAUUCUUGGCACUAGACUGGACAGCUUGGUGACAUUGUUGUCCAGGAUUCCGCCAAAGUCACUCACUGACAAAGAGAUGCAUAAGCGCCAAGAUGCGCUUUCCAACUUGAAAUCCAAAGCAAAACAGAUGGGGACAAGUUUCAACGUGUCAAACUUUGCCAACAGGGAGGAUUUGCUUGGUCAGAGUAAGAAAGCAGCUGAUGAUAUGAGCAGAGUUGCUGGGUUAGACAACCAAGGGAUUGUUGGCCUUCAGAGGCAAGUUAUGAGAGAACAAGAUGAGGGUCUCGAAAGGCUGGAGGAGACAGUCCUGAGCACAAAACAUAUUGCAUUAGCAGUGAAUGAAGAACUUACUCUGCAUACACGAUUGAUUGAUGACUUGGAAGAUCAUGUCGACGUUACAAACUCCCGUCUUCAGCGUGUGCAAAAGCGGCUUGCAAUUCUGAACAAGCGCGCCAAAGGUGGCUGCUCAUGCAUGUGCCUAAUGCUCUCUGUUGCCGCCAUAGUGCUGCUCGCGGUUAUUGUUUGGCUUCUCAUCAAGUACCUGUAAAGAAGCGUCCUCGCAACCGUUGUUCAAUGCAACGCUUGUUUGACGCCCUGUUGAAGUGUGCAGUCUCUUUAAAGAUAUAUACGAUGGUUUGCGUAGCGGUCCUUUUUACAGUUUUGGAACGGUUGUAUCAACAUGUACAAGGUAUGAGGCUCUGGCAUCUGCCCAGAAAUAUCUGUGUGUGGACAUUUGUGGCCUUUGUAAGUCUGGAGGGAGAAAUAUGUACAUUUUGUGUGAGGGUUUAUGUGCUUUA
Messenger RNA from Hordeum vulgare subsp. vulgare (domesticated barley), 1075 nucleotides. Its product is annotated as syntaxin-51-like. Gene Ontology annotation, biological process: vesicle fusion; intracellular protein transport. Gene Ontology annotation, molecular function: SNARE binding; SNAP receptor activity. Bases 127 to 825 code for a protein of 232 amino acids. Gene Ontology annotation, cellular component: endomembrane system; SNARE complex. NCBI's taxonomy places the organism in Eukaryota, Viridiplantae, Streptophyta, Magnoliopsida, Poales, Poaceae. The transcript has 7 exons. The record is from RefSeq and is a predicted model, not a curated record.